This is a messenger RNA of Iphiclides podalirius (scarce swallowtail), 255 nucleotides long. The record is from the annotation of a GenBank genome assembly. Lineage: Eukaryota; Metazoa; Arthropoda; Insecta; Lepidoptera; Papilionidae.
AUGUUUAUUACAAGGCCCGUGGUUUCGCGACUGCUGCAACAAACAGUCCGCCGCUACCAUGGAGGCGAAUUCAAGCCUCCUACCAUGGAUGAGCUUCCAGUUCCCAAGGGCUCAUGGCAGGCACGCUAUGAUGCAAACCAGCGCCGCUACAACUCUGCGCUGUUAUUCGGAUUGGCCUUCACAACGGUCUCAAUAAUUGUGGCCAAGACAUCUGGUUUGGUGUACUUUAACUAUGGUCCCCCCAAGUCUCUGGAU